AAGCAUGAUUCGCGCAUCCAGUGCUGCCUUCGCAAGCGCUCGGAGUUCUUCGGCAUACGUCGAUAUCCCCAAUAUCUUUCUUUUUCUGCGACGGUGAGCAGCUGCGGCGCCGGAGUAGGAGCAGGAUGACGAUGUUCCACUUCGUAAAUUGCGUGAUUCUCACAUUCGGCCCGCAUGCCGUUUACUACUCCGCCACUCCACUAUCGGAGUAUGACACUAUUGGGACGUCAGUGAAAGCCUUGGUCGUUUAUCUUGUAACAACACUGGUGAAGCUUAUUUGCCUUGCAACCUUUCUAAAGGUUUCUGAGACUGACACCUUUGAUCCAUAUCAGGAACUGAUGCGGACACUUAUUGGCUUCAUAGACAUUGCUGGGAUUUAUUUUGCAUUGACUCAAUUGACUCAUAGGAACAUCUCUCAAACGCAUAAAUUCCAAGCUGUUGGACUAGGGUGGGCUUUUGCUGAUUCAGUUCUAUAUAGGCUGGCACCUCUUUGGAUUGGUGCUAGAGGCUUAGAAUUUACAUGGGAAUACAUAUUCCAAGGCCUUGAAGCCAAUGCAAAUCUGGUUCUGAAUUUAUCACUUGCUGCGUUGGUAUCGUUGAUGUGGCUUAGGAAGAACAAACCCAAAACUGUAAUCCCAAUUAUUUAUGCCUGUGCUGUCAUACUUGCGUCAAUGCCAUCCACUGUCAGCUAUUUGAGAAAGGCGCUGGGGUGGCAACCUCUGAAAGUCGUAGGAUUUGAGCUAACCUCAUCGCUGGUGAUGGCUUUUAUUAGUUGGCAGCUUUAUUACGCAUGUCAGCGACAAGUAUGAUAAACUAAAAGUUUCAAAGAAACUGAAUAAUUCCUGUCGGGGAAAGACAAUUCAGAUCAGGAGGAGCAAUCGCUUUCCAUGCUCUGGUAUUGAUUAAAUGGGUUGAGAAAUGAUUGGUGAUAAGCUUUUUUGUUACUUAUUUUUGGCUGUUUCCUAUGCCUAUUCCCAUUGCUGAGACUAGCAAUCUAUCUAUUAUUUCUUUCUGGUUGUGAACUCUACGGCUCUGUUGAAACCUUAAAAAGCCCCAAUGAUAUGCAAUUUGUCAAAAUUUUGUUCA
Dendrobium catenatum is the source of this 1086-nucleotide messenger RNA. Its product is annotated as transmembrane protein 147. The transcript has 7 exons. Lineage: Eukaryota; Viridiplantae; Streptophyta; Magnoliopsida; Asparagales; Orchidaceae. Bases 126 to 809 code for a protein of 227 amino acids. The record is from RefSeq and is a predicted model, not a curated record.